Messenger RNA from Haliotis rubra (blacklip abalone), 903 nucleotides. RefSeq lists its product as uncharacterized. Gene Ontology annotation, biological process: lipoprotein metabolic process; lipid transport. Gene Ontology annotation, molecular function: lipid binding. The transcript has a single exon. The record is from RefSeq and is a predicted model, not a curated record. Gene Ontology annotation, cellular component: extracellular region; membrane. NCBI's taxonomy places the organism in Eukaryota, Metazoa, Mollusca, Gastropoda, Lepetellida, Haliotidae. The coding region runs from base 1 to 903 and encodes 300 amino acids.
AUGGCAAGCAAGCAUGAGAAGUUGCAGAGGAGGUUGUCUGACGCGUCCGAUGCCUGUUUGGAGAAACUGGACGUCGUCAUAAGAAAGCUGUAUGCACUAGCGGACGAACUGGACAUACAACAAAAGAAAAUGGACAUCGCAAAAAUUAGUUUCGCAAGUUCUGGUGUUGUUGGAGGAGGUUUGGCCAUUGCAGGUUUCGGUUUAUCUUUUGUCACAUUCGGAGCGUCUCUCAUCCUAACGGCUGUAGGAACCGGCAUCGCUGUGGCUAGCGGUGCUGGGGGAAUCGCUACAACAAUUGCAGAGAAAAUUGUUAAAAACAAAAGCGUCAAAGAAGCUAAGGAAGCGGUGCUGGAGUAUUCCUCUGCCCUGGCGGACUUUGUGCUUAUCCUUGAAGUCUUCAGUGAUGCCUUGACACACGACGAGCAGGUACGGAUGCUGGCCAUCCUGCAGUCAUCCUCCAGUGAUGACACUUCCACUGAGGAUCUCUUCAGUGACGUGCAGGAUAACACCAUGGCUGCAGGUGCAUAUAUGAAAGCUCACAAAAUCCUUAAAGCAGCCAAAAUUGUUAAUGCCACAGUUGGUGCCAUAGAGACUGGGGCUAAAGCAGGACUGCAUGCUAGUGCCAAGGCAGGCCAGGCAGCUGCUGAUAUUGGCGGAGAGGUGUUUACAGGUGGUAAGGAGGCGUUCCGAGCACUGGGGACUGCUGCUAAAGCCAUCAAGAUAGGAGGGGUAGUCUUGUCAGGAGUUGGUGUCAUCAUUGACGUCGGAUCUAUUAUAUACUACGGCAUCAAAAUACGUAAACGCAAACCUUCUGAGAUUGCGCAAAUGAUUCGCAAAGUUGCCAGAUCCUUGGAAGAUAAGGAUGAAGAACUGGGGGGAAGAGGUUGCUUUCGAGAAAGAUGA